Molecule: messenger RNA, 585 nt
Organism: Rhizoctonia solani
Lineage: Eukaryota; Fungi; Basidiomycota; Agaricomycetes; Cantharellales; Ceratobasidiaceae
Product: riboflavin biosynthesis protein RibD
Exons: 4
Coding region: 1-585 (194 amino acids)
Biological process (GO): riboflavin biosynthetic process
Molecular function (GO): 5-amino-6-(5-phosphoribosylamino)uracil reductase activity
Source: RefSeq, a predicted model, not a curated record
AUGCACCAAGGUAUUCUAGUCGGAGUUCAAACAGUUUUAAACGAUGAUCCUCAGCUAAAUGUACGACGACUACCCCCUCGUGAUACCCCAUACCCUUGCCCCCGCCCGGUCAUUUUGGACAGUUAUCUUCGCACUCCUCCCACAUGUAAGCUUCUGCAGAAUUUUGCGGCGGGAAAUGGGCUGGCCCCAUAUAUUAUAUACGGAAUGCCCCUACUAGACUUUGGAGAAUCUAAAGAAAUCAAAAGACGUAAAGCAGUUUUGGAGGACGCCGGGGCUAUCCUCAUAACUGGGUUUGAACAAGACGGACAAAUCGAUCUCGCUGGUGCUCUGCGCCUCCUGAAGCACCGAGGAAUCCACUCGGUCAUGGUCGAAGGGGGACAGCGAGUAAUAUCAUCAAUGCUAACUGGCCGCCACAUCGACGGGAGUCCUCUUGUUGAUGCCUUAAUUAUUACUGUUUCUCCUAGUCUAAUAGGAUCGGAUGGUGUGGGUGUGCUUCAACAGGGCAGGAAGCUUCCUUCAUUGAAACAUGUUCAAUCAGAGCAGUUCGGCACAGAUACCGUGAUUGCUUGCCGUUUGGCUGAUUGA